Papaver somniferum (opium poppy) is the source of this 4473-nucleotide messenger RNA. Its product is annotated as protein ALP1-like. The coding region runs from base 3145 to 4182 and encodes 345 amino acids. NCBI's taxonomy places the organism in Eukaryota, Viridiplantae, Streptophyta, Magnoliopsida, Ranunculales, Papaveraceae. The transcript is spliced from 6 exons. The record is from RefSeq and is a predicted model, not a curated record.
AACACAAACCCUAACAUCUCCUCUACCCCUAUUCUCCAGCCCCAAUUUUCCUCAUCCUAUGAGUGCCAUGAGAGAUCUCGGUGGUGAUAUUGAUUGAUAUGGAGGGAGAUGAUAUGGUGGAUUCUGGAGCUGCUGUAACUGCUAGAGUGGAUCCAAACUUGGGAAUACUAAUCAAUGCUGCAAAUCAGGGCUUUGGCAACCCUGGAAGCUGCGCCUGCAACAAGGACUGCUCUGUGGAACUUAAUAAGAAGUCAAAUUCGCCGCUCUAUGUAUCUCGACUCUAUUAGAGGGAAGCCAAACAACAGGCACACUCCACCGCUUUGUCUUUAGAAAACACUGAAACAGACACCAGAGAUACAUGCAGCCAGCAUAUUCCACCACUUUGUCUCCCUUCAGCCCUGCCUGCCGUUUCCAAUUCUAGUAGGAGAAAAACCAAAUGUAAAUUACAUUUGGUGAAAUUUAGCUAAAAAAUGUUAAUAAAUCCAGGAGAAAGUAAAGGUUGCUAGAGGGAAAGCAAAGAGCCCAAUCGUUGCAGGAUUGAUAUUCCCUGUGGACUUUGAGAAGGACGAAAUAGCCGAAGUCUUUGGCCUUGGCAAAGGCAGAACUGAUCUGUUGGGUUACUCCACGUGGACGAGACUGAGCUGCAAAAACAAAGCCUAACUAAUUACCAGUGUGAGCUUUCAGUUUUAACAAGUUCUGUUUUCAUUUGUAUGUUAAGCGCAUAUAAAAUUAACCAACUAGGAUAGUUCAUUAGUAAUUGUGAUGAAAAUUGUUUUCCGCACAAGUCAUAUUAACCUUUCAUGAUUAGUUAGUUACUUCCAGUCACGUCAUGUUACAACUCACAUAAUUGACACACUGAUUUUAUUUGCAAUAUGUAUAGCAAUGGUUGUCUAGAGCCUAGACAGAUUACAAGUUUUGCCUAGACAUAGUUGUGUUGCUCGAUGUUCCAGGUUGUGCUGCAAGUUAUGGGAAACCAGCAACAGAACCAACAUUCCGACUUCAAUAAUCAAGUUCCAGAUGUUGAGAGUCCUGAUGACAGAUCUUGUGGGUGUUGAAAAUCCCCAGGAUGGAGUUCAAGUUGUUCAUCUUUACAACAGAAAGAAGCAGGUUGCUACAAGGUAUGUUGUUAAUGGCAAAGAAGAAGUUGGAAGUCUCAUUUGUUAAGACUUCAGCUCCAUGACACUUUUGUCGUAUACAGUUUCCCUGCAGCAACAUACUUAAAGGUUCUAUGUGAGUAAGUUUAUCAUAAGUUGAUUUGACUGAAAAAUCUCCUUUGCUGUUCAGAGCCCACUGUAUUUGAUCUGCAGUAUCUUUGUUGAUAGUAAAAUUUUCAAGACUGGUGAGAAGACCAUCAAACUCCCUUCUAACUGUAGCAUUUAUUCUUCUUGGCACUGCCAAAUUCCAGCUAUUAUUAUCCUCAAGAAAAACUUCAGCCACUGUUUUGUUUUUACUUCUGGAGACUGCAAAAAGAUUAGGAAACUUUUCUUGCAAAGAAAUAUUAGCCAACUACACAUCUUUCCAGAAUCUAACACUGUUGCCAGAAUUAACUUUGAAGAAAAUAUUACUCUUGAAAGUAGCUUCACAGUUCAUUAUGCCCUUCCAAAUUGACUUGCCAUAAGAAUUUUUUGGUAUUUUAGAAAACCAACCAUGCACUUCAGAACCAUAUUUUUCUUCUAUAAUUUCUCUCCAAAGGGCUUCUUUUUCAUUUGCAUAUCUCCAAAGCCAUUUGGUAAGUAAGAUUUUAUUCAUCUUCUUCAAGCACUUGAUACCCAAUCCUCAAUCUUUUUUUUUUUUUUUUUUUUUUGUAAAGAGUAGGCCAUUUAACUAGAAUAAGCUUUCUUUCAUUAUCAUUCCAUAGAAAGUUUCUCAUGAUACCUUCUAAUCUCUUAGCUACAGAGGCAGGCAUAACAAAUAAUGACAUAUAGUAAACAUUUAAGCUUGCAAGAGCACUUUUGAUUAAAGUGAUUUUACCUGCUCUGCUCAAAUUUUUUUUGAGUGUAUCAUGUUUAUCGUCUUUCCUCUCGGUUUCGAAUUCAUGAAACGUUUGUUAUUUGUUUUGAUGAUUUUGUAGCCCCUGCUGUGACAGCUGUGAUGCUCGUGACUACAUACGUACUUGCUUGAUGUGUUUGGUCAUAAAAGUCGUAUGGAAGCAACGGAUAACCACUGCUAACACAUUUCUGAUAUUCUUCGGUUCUAUUAAGAUUUUAUACUUCUCAUCAUGCAUUGAAGUCCCUGAAGGCGGGUAAAUCCCACUCUCUAUCUUCCGUCUGUACGGGCAUAAUGUACGUUUGGAACUAUAGAACAUUGAAGAAACAUCAAUAUUUGAUAUGGAGAACAAGGUUUCGAUACUGGUCCGAGUGCCAGGCAUUGGGCUUGCUUAUACUGAUCUCGCGACUGGGGUGCCAGCCGUUUUCGGACGUUUUGUGGCAGAGAUUUUGCCUGCUCUUCAACAGGAUUUAGUAUUUGUGCGUGUUAAACCUUAACAAGUUACCUAUGUUAGUGAAAGGGAAUGCUUUGUUGUAGACAGGCUAGGUACAAAAGAGCAUGGCAUGUUCCGGUGCAUUGUCAGGUAUGGGUACAGAGAUUUACAGCAAGAGAAUCUUGAAUUCAUGUAUUUCACUUUGGCCAUGUAUUGCAAAAAACAGUUGACAGUCAAAAUAUCUUAGAUAUGACUGCCUUUGGUUGAAUAACUCAACAUGUGAAAAAACAACGGAUUGUAGUGUUAUGCAGUAGGGUAUAUCUAGCCCCAUGUGACAAAAGUGGAGGGAAGAAAUUUUAGCCAUCAAUUUUACACCUGAGAUUUUAAAGAAAUUUAGAUACCGUUCCAUCUUUUAUGGCUAGCAGCUGACGCAUUUCCUUUGUUUUAAAAGCACCACCAAACCUCUUUGUGUCUCUCACACUACCAGACUGAUAGAUGAUAAAUUCCAUCCAUUUCUUCAAGGAAUAAAGAAAGAAAAUCAAGUGUGUUCCCAACUUUUCUCAACUCAUAAUCAGUUGCAUCAUCUCAUAAAGAAAGAAAAUCACUGAAAAUUCAAAUCGCAGUCUUGAAGAUUGUAGCAAGUCGAGUACUACUUACUACCGGCAGCUGUCAAACCGAGUUAACUGUAAUCAUUUUACAGCUCUUGCUCUUUUAUCACACUGAAGAUGUCCAAACGUGCAAGUAGUGGUACGCGUGGAGGUAAGGAACCUAAAGUAGUUGAAUCAGAGUCAGAACCGGGAUGGUGGGAAAGUUGUGAUCCAGAAAUAUUCCGACAAGAAUUUAGGAUGAAUUGGUCCACAUUCGAUUUCAUAUGUAAUGAGUUAAAACCAACUUCAGCAACCAAAAAAAAAGAUGCAACCAGUGAUUUUCGAAGAACCGUCGCAGGGUUUAUUUGGAAAUUGGCAUCAGGUAAAAGAAACAGCGAUGUGGAAGCCAAAUUCGGCGUAAAAUAUGCACGAUGUCGUCUGAGUUUGAAGAAAUUUGUGGGAUCUUUGAUGCCAGAGUACGUUGCAUGGCCCGAUGACAGUGAAAUGGAAAACAUUAAAACGGAGUUUGAAAUAGUUUCUGGAAUAGAAAACGUCGUAGGUUCCAUCAAUACAACUUGUAUCCAAAUUGUUAAACCGAAUCCACAAAAAUUUCCGACUGCCGACCUAUAUUAUGAUCGCCAACUUACUGGACGUCAGCGAAGUGCUUCAUAUUCAAUUGCUUUACAGGAAGUGGUCGAUCACAAGGGCGUGUUCACGGAUGUUUUCGUCGGCGAGCCUGGUUCGUUGGAUGAUUGCCAAGUUUAUCAAAGAUCUCCUCUAUGCAACAGGGUUUUAGAACAAGGUGCUUGGAUAGCUGGUACUGACAAGUUCCCGUUGAUGGAUAACAUUUUAGUUCCCUACAUAGAUUAUCCUAAUCUGACUUCGACACAACGGACGUUUGACACUCAACUUUAUCAGAUAGAAUCAAUAGCAAGAGAAGCUUGUCUAAGAUUGAAGUCGAGGUGGCUAAUUCUACAAAGAGAAACAGAUCAUCCUAAUUUAGAAACCAUAGAGGAAACUGUCAAAGCAUGCUGUACCCUUCAUAAUAUCUGUGCGAUUAAAGACGACGACAUAAGCCCGAAAUGGAGAAUGGAUGUGGAGGAUAACCUUAUCAUCCCUGAACCACCUGUUCUGUCAGACGAUGCAAGUAACGAAAGAGAUGCAGUUGCUGAAUAGCUUGCUAGGAAACUAGCAUCAGACUUGCACCUUCGUCUGUGAUGAAAGUCUGGCCCUGACUGUUUUCAGUUUCUUAAUCAGAAACAAGAAACAACACAAUGUGGUGCAGACUUUGAAGACGAACAACAAUGUAAUUGGGAGGUCUCUGAUGCUACCCAUUAAAAUAUCAAAUCCUUUCUUGGGCCGUUCAGUUCCUUGUGUUUUCUGCUCUCGCCUUUUCUUUUUUCACUUAUAGUGUGCUGGCUUCUUGUAAGGACAAUUAUUAUAAUAAACAAAAAAGUAUAUUUAUUA